Monomorium pharaonis (pharaoh ant) is the source of this 2008-nucleotide messenger RNA. It is a transcript of the gene Dhod, whose product is annotated as dihydroorotate dehydrogenase (quinone)-like. Bases 687 to 1862 code for a protein of 391 amino acids. The record is from RefSeq and is a predicted model, not a curated record. Gene Ontology annotation, biological process: pyrimidine ribonucleotide biosynthetic process; 'de novo' pyrimidine nucleobase biosynthetic process. Gene Ontology annotation, cellular component: mitochondrial inner membrane; cytoplasm. Gene Ontology annotation, molecular function: dihydroorotate dehydrogenase activity. Lineage: Eukaryota; Metazoa; Arthropoda; Insecta; Hymenoptera; Formicidae. The transcript is spliced from 2 exons.
GUAUAAAAAAAAUGGGUAUAGAAAACAGACGCAAGUUAAACGAGAAAUUUUUGAGGAGUGGUUUUGGCUGAGCAACAGGAAUCAGGAAUGUCAGGCGAAUUACAUUGUUAACAGUAACUUAGUCAGACAUCUUACAUAAUAUGCAUGAUAUGCAUAAUAUGCAUCUCUCAUAAUUUGCACUUUUAUUUAUUUUUUAACUUUGUUCUGUCGAUUAAUCAAUUUGUUUUCUUUUGUCAACUUUUUUUUCAUGUGACUAAGGGGAGAGGCAACGUAGCCACAAUGUCUCGGCCAAUAAGUAGCACACAGGACGUGACAAAGAUAAUUUGUCUUGUCUUUAAGUUUGAAUUUUUGCUUUUAUAGAGCUUGUAUUUCUACGAGAUUGUAUUUCUAGCUUGCAUUUCUACCCUUUGGCCCAAACGGGGUUGUGGUACGGGCGCACACCACAGAUCGAUUUUAUUGAUAGUGUCGAAAAGUGGAUGUGAUACGUAGUUCUACAUCCACGUUGGCGCUGUUGCUGUAUCCAACAGUAAUUUGUAAAUAAGUAGAUAUUUUGCUUCACGUGGUUUCUAACCUAAAUCUGUUACGGGCUCAAGAACUUUUUUCAUUGAUGUUAACAUUUAUAUUUGCAUAUGUGUCGGUAACGCAGAAUAACUCAUAUAAAUUUGAGUAAGCGUUUCGCAAUUGGAAUGGCUCAGCGAUUAAGUAAUAAAGCAAAGUUUAAAUCAUUUUUGACCGUGACGAGUAGCGCUGUCGCUCUGUUUGGUGGCAUUUCUGUCUAUCAGGGCAAUGAAAGAUUUUACAGGGACGUUGCUAUACCUCUCGUGCAACUGAUAGAUCCAGAAAUCGCCCACAAACUCGCAGUGAAGGUCUUGAAAUAUGGUCUCGUGCCAAAACAGAAGAAGGAAGAUCCCAGCUUACUCCAGACCACUGUGUUCGGUUUGCACUUUAAAAAUCCAAUAGGCAUGGCUGCAGGAUUUGAUAAACAAGGAGAGGCUGUGGAAGGAUUGCACAAGAUUGGUUUCAGUUUUGUAGAAAUAGGAUCUGUAACGCCUAAACCUCAACCAGGCAAUCCAAAACCCAGAGUUUUUAGGUUGCCGGAAGAUAAUGCAGUUGUAAAUAGAUAUGGAUUUAAUAGCGAUGGUCAUGAUAUCGUAUGGGAGCGCCUUAAGAGGUUAAAAGAGAAUAAAAAUUUUAAUGGUAUUGUUGGAGUCAAUUUAGGAAGGAACAAGGAAACAAAAGACACUGUUCAAGAUUACAUCGACGGUAUAAAGAAAUUCGUUGAUGUAGCGGAUUACUUUGUAAUUAAUGUAUCUAGUCCUAAUACUCCAGGUUUAAGAUCGUUGCAAAACAAGAAGAAUUUGCAAGAGUUAUUGAACAGAGUAAAUGCAGCGAGAGAUUUGUUAGGUAGCAAACAGCCGCUGUUUUUAAAAUUGGCUCCUGAUCUGUCGGAUUCUGAGCGACAAGAUGUGGCAGAUGUAAUUUUAGGUCAGAAAUCCAGAGUUGACGGUUUAGUCUUGUGUAAUACCACGAUUACGCGACCAAACUUGACUAAUCCGAACAAGGAGGAAAGUGGUGGUCUCAGUGGUGCACCUCUUACAGAUAUUUCUACAGCUAUGAUAUCCGAUAUGUAUAGACGAACGCGCGGCAGCAUCCCAAUUAUCGGUGUAGGCGGUGUUUUCUCUGGGACAGAUGCUUACACUAAAAUCAGAGCUGGUGCUUCGCUGGUACAACUUUAUACCUCGUAUAUAUACAAUGGGCCGCCAAUAGUUGGCAAGAUCAAAAGGGAAUUAUGUGAAGUACUUGAAACCAAUGGAUUUUCUUCUGUGACCGAUGCAAUAGGCAAAGACGUUAAGAGUAAAUAGAUAUUUUAAUACUGAUAUGUUCAUACGCACAAUUUUGCAUAUACACAUUAUUCAAUGCAAUUUGUACAAAAUUUAUUAUAGAGAAAUAAUACUUUAUUGUUAUUGUUUUUACUGUUAUAAUUGAAUAAGAGUUUUUGUUAUGUUUA